This is a messenger RNA of Necator americanus (New World hookworm), 381 nucleotides long. RefSeq lists its product as uncharacterized. The record is from RefSeq and is a predicted model, not a curated record. Bases 1 to 381 code for a protein of 126 amino acids. Lineage: Eukaryota; Metazoa; Nematoda; Chromadorea; Rhabditida; Ancylostomatidae. The transcript has 3 exons. Gene Ontology annotation, molecular function: transmembrane transporter activity.
AUGGGCACGUUGCAGGCCUGCGGUUUCUGCGGUCUUCCGGAUUGGACAGAUGGAGCCUACCUGCUGGAGGCGACUCUGAACUGCCUCCCUUGCAACUUCCAGUCAUUCGAUUGCAAACCUUUGGCAAGGCCGAGGCCCGGAAUACAAAGGAUCCAAGCCAUGAAAGUUAUCGAUGGCGUUCCAGAAUACACAGGAUUAACAGAUAUUGUUGUUAAGCUACUGAGAAAAGAAGGAGUCUUUGCUUUCUGGAAAGGUUUCACUCCUUACUACAUGCGGCUGGGUCCUCAUACUGUAUUAACUUUCAUCUUUCUUGAGCAAUUCAACAGAGCUUACGUUAAAAACUUUGCAAGAAAGAAGAAAGAGAAUAAUGGCAAGAAAUAA